AUGGCGGCCGCCUCUGCAGGGUCGGUGCUGCUGGUGGCGGCGGAAAGGAACCGGUGGCAUCGCCUCCCGAGUCUGCUGCUUUCGCCGAGGAGAUGGAUGUGGAAGCAAAGAACCGUGAAGUAUGCAACAGCCACAGGAAGAACCAUUACCAAAGUUCUCAUUGCAAACAGAGGAGAAAUUGCCUGCAGGGUGAUGCGAACAGCCAGGAAAAUGGGUGUACAGUCCGUGGCUGUUUACAGUGACGCUGAUAGGAACUCAAUGCACGUGGACAUGGCAGAUGAAGCAUAUUCAAUUGGUCCUGCGCCCUCACAGCAGAGCUACCUUUCUAUGGAGAAAAUCAUUCAGGUGGCCAAGCUCUCCGCUGCACAGGCUAUCCAUCCUGGAUAUGGUUUUCUUUCAGAAAACACAGAAUUUGCUGAACUGUGUAAACAAGAGGGAAUUAUUUUUAUAGGUCCUCCUUCAUCUGCCAUUAGAGACAUGGGUAUAAAGAGCACAUCUAAAUCCAUCAUGGCUGCCGCCGGCGUACCUGUGAUAGAAGGUUACCAUGGUGAGGAUCAGUCUGACCAGUGCCUGAGGGAGCAUGCUGGGAGAAUCGGUUAUCCUGUCAUGGUCAAAGCCGUCCGUGGUGGAGGCGGCAAAGGCAUGAGGAUUGUUAGAUCGGAGAAUGAAUUUCAAGAGCAGUUAGACUCAGCCCGGAGAGAAGCUAAGAAGUCUUUCAAUGAUGAUGCUAUGCUGGUUGAGAAGUUUGUAGACACGCCAAGACAUGUGGAAGUCCAGGUGUUUGGUGACCAUCACGGCAAUGCUGUGUACUUGUUUGAAAGAGACUGCAGUGUGCAGAGGAGACACCAGAAGAUCAUUGAGGAGGCUCCAGGGCCCGGAAUCGAACCUGAAGUAAGACGAAAGCUUGGAGAAGCUGCAGUCAGAGCUGCCAAAGCUGUAAAUUAUGUGGGAGCAGGAACAGUGGAGUUUAUUAUGGACUCAAAGCACAAUUUCUACUUCAUGGAGAUGAAUACGAGGCUACAAGUGGAACAUCCUGUUACUGAGAUGAUAACAGGAACUGAUUUGGUAGAGUGGCAGCUUAGGAUUGCAGCCGGCGAGAAGAUCCCAUUGAGUCAAGAAGAAAUAUCUCUGCAAGGCCAUGCCUUUGAAGCAAGAAUAUAUGCAGAAGAUCCAAACAACAACUUCAUGCCAGGGGCUGGGCCGCUAGUCCAUCUCUCUACCCCUCGAGCAGACCUUACCACUCGGAUUGAAACUGGAGUAAGACAAGGAGAUGAAGUCUCCGUGCAUUAUGACCCCAUGAUUGCCAAGCUGGUCGUAUGGGCUGCCGAUCGCCAGGCGGCCCUGACGAAGCUGAAGCACAGCCUCCGUCAGUACAAUAUCGUCGGACUGCACACCAACAUUGACUUCCUGCUCAGCCUCUCCAGCCACCCAGCGUUUGAAGCUGGGAAUGUGCACACCGACUUCAUUCCUCAACACCACAGAGAACUGUUUCCCGCUCGGAAGGCCACAGCCAAGGAAUCUGUGUGCCAGGCAGCCCUGGGCCUCAUCCUCCAGGAGAAAGCUGUGACGGAUGCUUUCAAACUUCAGGUGCAAGACCGAUUCUCUCCAUUUGCAUCUAGCAGUGGAAGAAGACUGAAUAUCUGUUACACCAGAAACAUGACUCUUAGGGAUGGCAAAAGCAAUGUAGACAUAGCUGUAACAUACAACCACGAUGGAUCAUAUAACAUGCAGUUUGAUGAUCAAACUUUCCACGUCCUUGGAGAACUCUGUAGUGAGGGAGACUGCACCUACCUGAAAAGUUCCGUCAGUGGAGUUGCUCGGAAAGCUAAGCUCAUUAUCCUGGAAAACAGAAUUCACCUCUUUUCCAUGGAAGGAACUGUCCAGAUUGACAUUCCAGUACCCAAAUACUUGUCUUCAGUGACCUCUGAGGGAGCUCAAGGAGGUACCAAAGCACCUAUGACAGGCACCAUUGAAAAGGUGUUCGUGAAACCUGGAGACAAAGUGAAAGCUGGAGAUUCUCUCUUGGUGAUGAUCGCCAUGAAAAUGGAGCAUACCAUAAAGGCCCCCAGGGAUGGUACGAUAAAGAAGAUUUUCUACAAAGAAGGCUCUCAAGCCAACAGACAUGCUCCUUUAGUGGAAUUUGAGGAGGAAGAAUCCAACAAGAGGGAUUCAGAAUAA
Molecule: messenger RNA, 2178 nt
Organism: Elephantulus edwardii (Cape elephant shrew)
Lineage: Eukaryota; Metazoa; Chordata; Mammalia; Macroscelidea; Macroscelididae
Gene: MCCC1
Product: methylcrotonoyl-CoA carboxylase 1 (alpha)
Exons: 19
Coding region: 1-2178 (725 amino acids)
Cellular component (GO): mitochondrion
Molecular function (GO): methylcrotonoyl-CoA carboxylase activity; metal ion binding; ATP binding
Source: RefSeq, a predicted model, not a curated record